This is a messenger RNA of Halichondria panicea, 3531 nucleotides long. Its product is annotated as ALK tyrosine kinase receptor-like. Gene Ontology annotation, molecular function: ATP binding; transmembrane receptor protein tyrosine kinase activity. Gene Ontology annotation, biological process: positive regulation of kinase activity; cell surface receptor protein tyrosine kinase signaling pathway; multicellular organism development. Gene Ontology annotation, cellular component: signaling receptor complex; plasma membrane. Lineage: Eukaryota; Metazoa; Porifera; Demospongiae; Suberitida; Halichondriidae. The coding region runs from base 210 to 3467 and encodes 1085 amino acids. The record is from RefSeq and is a predicted model, not a curated record. The transcript has 16 exons.
ACAGAGUCAGAAUACAACACUGACAGUCACACUGACAUUAAUUUCAUUACCCCUUCUCUCUCCUGGCCUGAGAUUGAAAUAGAUCUAUACACAGAGUUCCAGAGUGAAGACAAAUUCAGGUGCAUCGUCUCUUUUGCAGCACAACAGCUCAAGCAGCCACGCCCCUCUCAUAUUCAUUUUAUCAACAGCAACUAACUCUGAACAGCAAGAUGAAGAAAGCAGAAGAGGCAAUGAGAAUCAGAUGGUUUCAAUUCCUUCUUCUGUUGGCAAGCACUUCACUUCUCAAGGCUCAAUCUAGAAGAAGGAAUCUCACAGAGAUUACCUAUCGGUUCACCAACUGCGGAGCAUCAAACCACGAUGGCCCCAGGGUAAACACUGAGUGUGGUCGUUUAUAUGAACAGAUAAACUCGCCAAUUGUAACCGAUCAAACCUUGUUUCAAUUCGAGCAGCAAGAUGGUCAAUACGAUGGAGGACAGGGAUUUCGCUUACCAAGAAAUGACCUCUACAACAUCACCAUUGCUGGAGCCAGAGGGGGUGAGGGUUUGUGCAAUUUCAAGUAUGGAUUGGGUGGAGUGGUUGGCAUGCAAGUUGAACUGACUACUGACUACGAGUACCUUAUCUUGGUGGGACACAGAGGAACCAGUGUGUGUGAUGUACCCGAUAAUGCAGACAAUCCGAUAUGCCAACAACCAAGACCAAGAAACCUCACAGAAGCGGAGGUUUGCGAAGUUGAUUGGAAUAAUUGGAUAAAUGAAGCACUCCCAGAAGGUAACAACGCAGCUCAUUUAAAUGGUGGUGGUGGUGGAGGUGGUGCUAGUAUGAUUUGGCCGAGGAGAAAAAACGAUUCAGAAUUCACUGAUUUGCCGAUUGCAAUAGCCCCAGGAGGUGGAGGGGCCUCAGCUGUUUUGAAUUACGAAUCAUUAGAACUUACACUCAUGGGUCUACUCUCAAAUAUUCCAUUUAAUUAUCCGAGUAAUGGUACGAGUGAGGAGAUCUAUAGGUUUCACGUGAAUGCUCACAUCACUCGGUACAACUUAAACUGGCCAGUAGGAGCCAGGGGCACUAGGCCAGCUGACUCUUUCGUGACUACAUCUGGAUCAGGUGGAGGCUGGACUGCAGUGGAGGGAUUUCCUUUGUUGGAAGUGGAUGGAAAACUGUUGAGUCAACCAAACAACUUUGCACAAGGUGGCUUUGAUUGUUCAUCAAGUGUUCCAAGUAAAUCCCGUGUAUUCACUGGUGUAUUCGGUGGCUAUGGUGGUGGCGGAGGUGGGUGUGACUCCGGGGGAGCGGGAGGAGGCUACACAGGAGGGCACGUUGUUCGGAACUCAAAUACCAUACCAGGAAGUGGUGGAGAUGACGGGAUAUUCAAUAGGACCGAGUUACCUCUUGCAAGAAUGCUGGGAAGGAAUCACAAUGAUGAUGAUGGAUACGUUGAGAUAGUGUCCUCCAACUGUGAGUGUGCUGGACAGUGUGUGGUGUACCCUGAGGAGAAGCAGUUUGAGUGCUUGUGUCCGAAUGAUACUCUCCUGGCUGAGGACGGAAGAAGCUGUUACCAAGAAAGAGAAGUAGCAGUUGAAGAAGGAGAACUUAUUUCCAUUCCAGACAGCUAUAAUGUUCGAGAACUUCGCCUCACUGCAGCCAUAGGACUGCUCAGUUUGAGUGUGGGUGUGUCUGUUGAGCCAGUCAGGGUGACAAAACGUCAGGUUGGAGACAUGCCACAGGGGGAGAAUUGCUUGAUUGUCCUAUUUGGAGAGAGUUUGGAACAAGUAGUAGUGUCGGAAAGCAUCAGAGGGUCUGGUACAAUUGACACCCUCUCUGUAAUCUCAUUGGACGCUACUGGCAACAUCACACAGAGAACAGACCCUGUGAGGCUACUGCAGAGUCCUGUGACAGUCACCAUCGUGGUACUACUGAGCUAUAGGGACUGUAGACUAGCUAACAACACGAUUCCAGCUAACAUCAGCAUCAUUACUCCAGAUACAGAUGUGGACUUUCAGAACAGGAAUAUCUCUGCUGAAUUGCUCAACAGUAUAGCACGAACCACAACGGUGGAGCCUAGCAACAGUAUAGCACGAACCACAACGAUGGAGCCUAGCAACGAUCGUGGAUUCAUUGCAAGUGCAGUGGUCGGAUCAACACUGGGGGUAACUCUGCUGGUGGUUUUGACUGCCGUGAUAAUAGGUGUGGUCUACUACAAGGUCCAACAAAGAAGAAAAAUAACACUACUCCAUCUCUCUGAAGACAGACACCAAAACAACUAUUUCUUGAAAACAGAGUCUUUACAGCUCAAUUCUACAUACUCAGAGUAUCAAAUGACUCCCAGCCGUAGAGUACCCACUAAUAUUGAGGAGCCGGGAUAUGAGACGCUGCACAUCGACCAAUCAGAGGAUGGUAUUUUUCAGGAUAAUGCAGUUGAUCUGGUUGUUGGGUCUCAUUCCAGUGCCCUGUUCCAGCCUAUACAUGGAAUCAAGACACCAUCCGUGGAUUUCUGUACCUAUAACAGACAGCGAUUCCACAACAAUGUGCAGCAAUGGCAGUACCCUCGAUCCAAACUAACCUACAUGAGGGAACUAGGGGAAGGACAGUUUGGAAAAGUUCUUCUCAUGGAAGCUAGAGACAUAGCUGGCUACACGGGUAAGAUUCCAGUGGCUGUGAAGACACUCACAAGUAGAGACUCUGCUGUUAUACAAAAGUUUGUCGAGGAAGCUGAACUGAUGAAGAAGUUUACCCACCCAAACAUUGUCAGCUUGUUAGGUUUCAUUGGACAGAAGGAAGGUGAGGACAGUGCUCCUCUGAUGAUCCUGGAGUACAUGCAGUAUGGAGACCUCCAUGGAUUCCUAGUAGAUAACAGACCUGGUCCCAACAAGCCCUCACCCCUGAAGAAGCUGCAUUUCUACACCUUUGCCUAUGAUGUUGCUCAUGGUCUAGAGUUUCUGUCCCAGCACAAGUAUGUGCACAGAGAUGUGGCAGCGAGAAAUUGUCUAGUUGGUUCUGGACUCCAGAUCAAGAUAGCUGACUUUGGUCUGGCACGAGGAGUGAACAACAAGGACUACUACAGAGUAGCUGGCAGUGCCGUGUUACCUGUGAGGUGGAUGGCUCCCGAGAGUCUGCUCCUCGGAAAGUUCUCUUCAGCCUCUGACGUCUGGGCUUAUGGCGUUAUGAUUUGGGAGAUUCUAACGUUUGGGCAACAAGCUUUGCCUGAUAUGAGUACUCAAGAUAUCGUUGAUGCAGCACAGAAUGGACAUCUUCAACACACCAGACCUCCGGGUUCCCCUGGUGAUCUGUGGGAGCUUGUAUCUGACUGUCACCAGUUGGAGGUGGAUGAGAGGCCGUCAUUUACUAAGAUUAUCGCCAUGGAACUCUUCAACGUAGUCAACAAGAGACCACCACUCCCGAGUUUCGCUUCAUUGACUGCCAUACCAGAGAGUGAGCAGCCAUCGCUAUUUACAAACAGUGGACAUCUAUAGAUAGACCUGACUGUAUGUGUAUGUGUGUGUGUGUGUGUGUGUGUGUGUGUGUGUGUGUGUGUGU